Papaver somniferum (opium poppy) is the source of this 2450-nucleotide messenger RNA. RefSeq names its product probable inactive receptor-like protein kinase At3g56050. NCBI's taxonomy places the organism in Eukaryota, Viridiplantae, Streptophyta, Magnoliopsida, Ranunculales, Papaveraceae. Bases 230 to 2191 code for a protein of 653 amino acids. The transcript has 10 exons. The record is from RefSeq and is a predicted model, not a curated record. Gene Ontology annotation, molecular function: ATP binding; protein kinase activity. Gene Ontology annotation, biological process: protein phosphorylation.
CUCACAAUAACUAAAGAGGAGAGACACACAGCAGCACAGACAAGUCAAAACAGAGAAAAAUGAAAUAAAUCUACUGGAAUCUGCCCAAAGGGAGAAAAAAGAAGAAUGAAAGACUAGACUAGAUCCUAUCAGUAACUCUUCGAUUCCAGUACUUAUAUUUUAUUGAAGAUAUCAGUCUCAAAAAAAAAAAAAAAACGCGUUUUUCAAUAAGUUUGUUUUGUGUAUUACCAUGGGAGUGAAGUUACAGAGAAAUCUUGGUAUGGAGGAACUUUGGAGGUGGAGAUGGAGGAGAUUGAUUUGUAUAGGUCUGCUAGUGUUGGGUUCUUGUGUUGAUUCUUGCUUGUCUCUCAAUGAUGAAGGGAUAUCACUAUUGAGGUUUAGGGAGAGAGUUGGGAGAGACCCAUAUGGUGUUUUGUUGAAUUGGAAGUUCAGUGAUGGUGCAGAGAAUCCUUGUUCUUGGUUUGGGGUCAAGUGUUCUACUGAUGACAAAGUUAUAAGCUUAGAUUUGAAGGAUCUUUCUCUGGAAGGAACACUGGCUCCUGAAAUUCGUAAUCUCGUGUACAUGAAGUCCAUAAUUUUGCGCAACAACUCAUUUUCUGGAAUAAUCCCUCUUGGGAUUGGAGAAUUGAAGGAAUUGAAGGUUUUGGACCUGGGAUUCAACAAUUUCGAUGGACCUCUUCCAUCAAACCUUGGCGAUAGUUUGUCCCUUGUCAUCCUUCUGGUGGACAACAAUAAGAACCUAGGCAGAAUAGAGAAAAGUCAGCUAUCAAGCUUGUGGCAAGUAUCUCAUUCCAUUCGAAGAGCCAUUACAUGGAGCAUUGCCCAAGUUGGAGAAGUAGCGCGCAGAAGCCUUCUUCGAGCAGUGAAUGCCCCUCGUUCCCUAGAAAUCGAUGCUUUGAAGAGUAUAUCAGGAAAACAGACUCACUCGUCAGUUUCGCCAGCUUUAUCUCCAUUUUCCCAGCCACCUACGCCCUCUCCAGCACCAGCACAUGUUCGUCCGUUCUUUCCUCCUAUAGACCAUUCGGCUUUUCUUGCUGCUCCACCACCGAUCGUUCCCAAUAUACAUUCAACCUCAGCAUUCCCCUCGCCACCAGAAAGAACAGGUGCCCAUUCUAAAAAGUACUUACCAAUUGUAUCUGUAGCUAUAGGGGCUUCAUUUCUUUCUAUUGCUGCUAUUGUCGUUCUCCUCUGUCGAAGCAAGAAAGUAGUCAGCGUCAAACCCUGGGUCACUGGGUUAAGUGGGCAACUUCAGAAAGCAUUUGUAACAGGUGUACCAAAGCUCAAGAGAUCAGAGCUCGAAACAGCUUGUGAAGAUUUCAGUAAUAUAAUAGGCUCUUCGUCUGAUGGAACAAUGUACAAAGGAACCUUGUCGAGUGGGGUUGAAAUAGCAGUGACGUCUACUGCGGUGACAUCUUCCAAAGAAUGGUCAAAGCAUCACGAAGGGCAAUUCAGGAAGAAGAUUGACGUAUUAUCGAAAGUUAACCACAAAAAUUUUGUGAACCUUCUCGGAUUUUGUGAGGAAGAAGAGCCUUUCACUAGGAUGAUGGUGUUUGAGUAUGCUCCUAAUGGAACGCUUUUUGAGCAUCUGCACAUAAAAGAAGCAGAACACUUAGACUGGGGAGUACGGUUGAGGAUUGCAAUGGGUAUUGCGUAUUGUCUCGAGUACAUGCAUCAACUGAGCCCACCCGUAAUAGUAAAGAACUUGCAGUCCACCUCUAUCUAUCUAACUGAAGACUAUGCUGCAAAGAUAUCUGACUUAGGUUUUUGGAGUGAGGCAACUGCUGUUAAGAUGGGAUCAUCUGACACAGAGAAUCCGCUCACACCGUCUGUGGAUACUGAGAGUAACAUUUACAGUUUCGGAAUCAUAUUACUAGAGAUGAUAAAUGGUGGACUCCCUUGCUGUGUCAACGAUGUCCAGCUUGUAGAAUGGGCAUCCGAUUACUUGAGGAAGACCCGACCUGUCAAAGACAUGGUGGAUUCUACCUUGAAAUAUUUUCAUGAGGAAAAUCUCGAGAAACUAUGUGAAGUGAUUAGAUCUUGCAUCAAUCCUGACCGAAAAGAAAGACCGACAAUAAAAGACGUCACAGCUCAAUUAAGAGAGAUUACAGCAAUGACACCAGAUGGCGCAACACCUAAACUAUCUCCUCUUUGGUGGGCAGAGCUCGAGAUCAUUUCUACUGAGGCAACCUAACAAGAUGUAUAGCCUAGGACUGUAAGAUAUUUCUUCUCUAUCUAUUUAUAUUUUGUUUGGGGCCUUCGGGCAUCAUAUAAGGGCUAUUGUCCGUGGAAUGGUACAACUUGUACCUACCAUUCGAGUGAAAUAUCAUGUGUAUAGGAUAUAGAACUGCGACAACAAACAUUUCGUGUAACUAAGUUUGUUUUUUGUAAGUGUGAAAAUUCACUACACUGAGAAUAUACUGUGAAGGUAAUAAACAUGUUCAUUUUUCUCU